AUGGCUUCUAUCCCGCGCGAUUACGAUCAGUCACUCGAUACUGAGAACUCCAUGUUCCCCGAGUUCGAAAACAACAGCACAUCCCUGUUCCGUCCGCUCAGAAGCCCCAGGCUCCCAACCCACCCCGCUGACGCCGCCUCCGAUUCAACCACAGCCUUUAUCCCAGCUGGUCUCGAAGAAGAAGAAGGCUAUUUCGGCGACACCGAAACAACCAAACCUCGCAAAAAGCGUGUCCGUAAAAACCGCGGGCGUUCAACAGCCCCUCCCGAAGAUGAAGCUCACUUCGCGAAUCCUAACGCCGUUGCUUUCAUGGCGAACCUCCCCGGAGAGGUAGUAGGCUUCGAUGAGCCGGAAGAUGCUAAACCGCCUUCCAUGCCCUAUGGAAUGCCCAGCGCUCAACAGCUAGGAAUCAUGAGGGUUCUUGCUGCCUUCACCCGGUCACAGACCCACGAUCGCAGCUUACAUGGCAACGGACCUCUUAACGGACGCGGCAACGAUUCCACUGCGCCAAACUCUUCGCAGGGGAGUAACGCCUCAUAUUCCUCUGCUGGUAAUGCGCAGGCUUCGUCAAGAUUUCAUGGUGCUGGUCCGUCGAUGAGUACAACUUUCACACCAACUGGUGCUGUUGUCUCGCCGCUUGAGGCUCCGCCGAGGUACACUACAUCUGGAUCUACUCAGUCGACCUUCGAGCCUCCGCCGCCAUACACUCGUGGAAGACGCCUUACCCGGGACAACUAG
Molecule: messenger RNA, 738 nt
Organism: Morchella sextelata
Lineage: Eukaryota; Fungi; Ascomycota; Pezizomycetes; Pezizales; Morchellaceae
Exons: 1
Coding region: 1-738 (245 amino acids)
Source: RefSeq, a predicted model, not a curated record